Symbiodinium necroappetens is the source of this 303-nucleotide messenger RNA. The record is from the annotation of a GenBank genome assembly. NCBI's taxonomy places the organism in Eukaryota, Dinophyceae, Suessiales, Symbiodiniaceae.
GUGUACAACCUACGCCAGAACGCAGAGCUAGUGCACAAGGUGAACAGCGGGGAGGUUUCGGUGGAAGCCCUGCUGCGCAUGUCGCAUCAGGAUUUAGCUGGAACUUCGACAGUGGCGCGCCGCCAGCGCCUCCAUGCCGAGGAUCAAAGUACGUUUGCUGUGCGCUGCGGAAACUGUGGAUCGGAGGAUGCGAGAGGCGUCAUGACGCAAACAUCCGGGCCGCAGGAUGAGGGCUGGAGCCAGAUGUCAGUUCGAGGGAGUUGCCCGCACUGCGGCCAUGUCUGGCUUGAUGGGAGAGAAUAG